AUGGCAAAUGUGGGAGACCCUGUGCAAAAUGGAAGGAGCGAGUUGUUUCCCGACGCACAUUUUGCUGCCACUGCCUGCCAUGGAAUGCACCAGCACAUCCCGGCAGGCGCGACUAUGUAUAUCUACGAUGAAGGUGGAGUCGGAUUCAAAACAACGGUGUUAUUCAAGAGUCCAGAAGAACAGAGGGACUUCUUGCUGUUGAGAUUUACUACCAACCUUGUCGUGCCUCCUCCAUUUGUUACUUCACCUGUCAUGGGUGGUGCACACUAUUUGCUCAUGGGGUACCCCAGUGGGCCCGUGAAAAUUCUUCCUGGAACAACGCUCGAAGAUACAGUGACCAAGAUGUGGGCUGUUCAAUUGCGACACCCGGUAGCUGCAAAUGGCCAAGGACAAGCAAAUGCAAAUGGCCAAGGACAAGCAGCUGGAUUUAAC
Messenger RNA from Mesorhabditis belari, 432 nucleotides. Lineage: Eukaryota; Metazoa; Nematoda; Chromadorea; Rhabditida; Rhabditidae. The record is from the annotation of a GenBank genome assembly.